Nymphaea colorata (pocket water lily) is the source of this 1466-nucleotide messenger RNA. RefSeq lists its product as uncharacterized. The record is from RefSeq and is a predicted model, not a curated record. The coding region runs from base 63 to 1157 and encodes 364 amino acids. Gene Ontology annotation, cellular component: endoplasmic reticulum. Lineage: Eukaryota; Viridiplantae; Streptophyta; Magnoliopsida; Nymphaeales; Nymphaeaceae. The transcript has a single exon.
UCCCAAUAGACCGAUAAUUGUUCGCUUCCGAUGCCCUCCCUGGAGCCCGUCAGGAGAGAGCGAUGGCUUCCGCCGUCGUGCUACUUUGGUUGAUCACUGGUUUCGCCACCUUCUUCUUCAUCGGCCCUGAUUUCGUCGGGGGCCAUCGCCACCAUCUUUCCAUCUCCAUACCCACGUCUUCUCCUGCGACUUCCUCCUCCUUCUCGCCGCAGGCCGUUGCGUGGGACAAGGCCCACCGCCGCUUCAUCGUUGGCGGCGCCUCUCCAUCUCACCCUUCACUCUUCACCAUCUCCGAUACCGGCAACCUUGAACCCCUCAUCCCGACCCUCAAUGAGUUCCCCACGAAUUCUGCCAUCAUGGCCCUUGCUGUUGACCCCUACACCAGCCGCCUCAUUGCCGUUGUCAGCCCAUCUCUUAGCCGCGUCUCCUCUGUGCUCGGCGUCUAUGAUCUCCGCACCCUGCACCGACUUUCUCUCACCCCGCUUCCCGGUGCUGCCGCGUCUGCUGCUGCCGAUUUCUACGGCAAUGCCUUCAUCACCGACCCUGUUGCCAACCUGGUCUACAAGAGCAACCCCGAUGGCAUCCUAUCGGUGUUAUCUUCAUCACAGAUCCUUCGACUGACAGAAGCGGAAUCGCAGUCCGUCAGGCAGGGGCUCACGGGGAUAGUCUUCGUAAGCAACGGGUUUCUCUUGGUGGCACAGAAGGAUUCGGGAAGAAUUUUCCGAAUCGAUGCUGAAGAUGGUGUGACGAAAUCAGUGCUGACCUCUGGCGGGAACGUGACUGGUGCCAUUGGCUCUGUCCGCCGUUCGGACGGUAACCUUGUGGUGGUGGGGGAGAGGAUAGCUUGGUUGCUGAAGGGAAGAGAUAAUUGGGCAGAGGCCACCAUCAUUGAUGAGCUGGAGUGGGAGCAUAAUUUAACAGCUAUUGAUGUUACAGUGAAGGAGGGAGAGAAGGUCUAUGUCUUGUUCAGGACGGUGAAUGGUGGUGAUGGAGCUGCUGAGGAACAGUGCUUCUUAAAAGAGAUUGAAUUCCCAAAGGAGGCAGAGGGAGAUCACGUUUGGGCCUUUGUGUUGCUUGGUAUAGGCCUUGGCUACGUCAUCUUUUGGAGGUUGCAGAUGGGAUCCUUGAUGAAGAGCAUGAACAAGAAGACUAACUGAAUCUGGGUUCUUUUACUUUAGGUUUGAGAUUUUUCCUUUUCCUAUUUGUUGUUUAUUUGGAUAAAACCUCAUUCGACUUCUAUUCUAUUUCUUGGUACCGACUUGGAGGAGUUCUCGUUGCGUGAUAUAAGUAAUUGUGGUUCGAUUCCAAGUAUAUCAACAGUGUAUAUAUCCAUGUAUUGCCUUUAGAGCAAACACACACUCAAAGAAGAGCACAGAGUGAGAACCACAAAGAAGAUCAAGCUUGUCACUUUCUCCUGUUCUGUUCUCCCGCAGUUUUAUAUAUUGAUGUUGUAGUUACUUUCUUAA